AUGAUAGACGGCCAACUGUGUCCCAGACGCCUGCAGGUGCUGGUGUUAGUCAGCGACCUCGAGGUCCGUCGUUCCCCAGCCAGCGGCGUGCUCCUCAUCAUAAUGCGGUGUUUAAGAUGCGCGGCCAUCGCCGGCAAUGGAGUCAGCCCUGAUGCUCUGGGUCGCAAGCCUCACCUUGCUCUCUUUCGGCGACCACGUUAA
Danaus chrysippus (African queen) is the source of this 201-nucleotide messenger RNA. Lineage: Eukaryota; Metazoa; Arthropoda; Insecta; Lepidoptera; Nymphalidae. The record is from the annotation of a GenBank genome assembly.